AUGAGGCUAGAGCACGGGCGGCGGGCUUCUCUGGCGCUCACCCUCAACUUUGUGGCGUUUGCUUUUGCCUUAUCAGCGGUGACCACCAGCUACUGGUGCGAGGGGACCAGGAAGGUGGCCAAACCCUUCUGCACAGGACCGCCUGUGAAAGUGAAGCAGUGGUUCUGCAUCCGCUUCAACAGCUCCAACAUCAAUGACACCCGGCUGGUGCAGUACAUCUUCGAGACCGGAGAGGAGAAGUUUCUGUUGAGGAAGUUCCACACGGGCAUAUUUUUCUCCUGUGAGCAGGCCGUUGACAUGAACGGAUUUGACUGUCGAGACUUCUCAGAGAUCGCACCAGAGCAUGAAAGAGGGGUCCUGUGGUUGUGUAUCGUGGCUGAGAGUCUUUACCUCACCCUGCUCUUCACAGGGGGGGCUCUGAUGACUCUGGAGCAGUGUCCCUGCUUCAGUAUCAUGAACAAACUGAAGCUCAGUGCCUUCGCUGCCUUGUGCACUGCCCUGUCAGGCCUUUGUGGGAUGGUGGCCCACAUGAUGUUUACCACCAUAUUCCAGCUGGCUGUCGCUAUGGGACCAGAAGACUGGAGGCCCAAGACCUGGGACUACAGCUGGUCUUAUGUCUUAGCGUGGGGCUCUUUUGGCACCUGCAUGGGUUCUGCGGUGACAGCGCUGAACAGGUACACGAAGACAAUCAUAGAGUUUAAAUACAAGCGGCGGAACAUCGAGAAGAGCCUGAUGAUCAAGCAGAAGAUGAUGGAGCUUGACUUUCCCGAACAGAUGUGGGACAUGUACCUGACGGCUGUGCCCGCUGACGCGGAGGCACCGCUAGAACUGCCGGUGAACGGCCACAAGCCCUCCACAGGAACCACGUACGUGGUGGAAAUGGACAAUGUACCAGAACAACAAGGAGAGGCAUACUGCUAA
Molecule: messenger RNA, 921 nt
Organism: Seriola dumerili (greater amberjack)
Lineage: Eukaryota; Metazoa; Chordata; Actinopteri; Carangiformes; Carangidae
Product: germ cell-specific gene 1-like protein
Exons: 5
Coding region: 1-921 (306 amino acids)
Cellular component (GO): plasma membrane
Source: RefSeq, a predicted model, not a curated record